UUCGUUCGGCCACGCUUUUGGGGAUCUUACUAUUGCAAUCCACGAGUUUUCAUAACAGAAGCACCUGUCGCGUGUUUUUGAAUUCUCCUUCGUCUACAUAAUUCAACGAUUCAAGUGUAACGAUUCAAUUAAAUGUAACAAGGCGUAGAUGGAUUGUAAUUUAUAUUUUGGAUCACGCAACAGUGUUGCAUUGCGUCAUGGAAUGUCCAUGUUGGGUGUGCCACUGCUAGCUUAGCUAUUAGUAAGAACGAAUAUUGAAUUUUCAUCGCUGUGGAACUUGAGGAAUCGAAGUUUCGGUGAAUUCGAGAUUGAUUGACAUGCAGUUAUUCACGAUAUUACGAAAUUCGGUGAAACGGGAUCACCGAGUACUUGUCAAAGUCACGAGCGGAGGUGGUCAUUCUGUAUUCGAUAAUCUCGAAGUCCAGCUAAGGUUUUCUCAUGGGGCAAAUAUGGUAAUGGAAGCAAAACAUUUCCCAUGACAAGGAAGGACAAGUGAUACGUUUACGUAUCAACGACAAAUGCUUUCUAUACCGUUUCGCUGACUGUCCCCUUCCCUCACUCUUCCUCUCUUUCUUUCUCGUCGACUCACAUUCAGGAAUAUUAAAUUUUUCCCCACGUUCUCAACACUACCUCAAGACUUUAGAUUUUGGGGGUCAGUACACAGCUUUUCCGACUCCACUUUGGGUAUAUAUAGCCGAAAUUAGAUCGACCAGGCAUACAAUCGCCAGUCAUAGCGAGUACUGUUCAGUUCAGCAGCUCUAAGGGGAUCACCAUGAAAUUCUUCAUUGUUUUGUCUGCAGUAGCAGCGGUGGCGCUCGCCAAGCCCCAUCUUUUGUUGGAGCCUGCGCAUUCGCUAGCGCACGUUGGUGCCCCACUGUUCUACGCAGCUCCCAGCGUUCACGUGAAGCUCGUGCCUGGUGCACCCCUCGGUUACGACGGACGUGUAGUUGACACUCCGGAAGUGGUUCAUGCCAAAGUCGAACACCAAGCUGCUCACGCCAACGAGAAAAUCGCCCUUGCCCACGAAGCUGCCAAAUCUGCCGAGCACGAUUCCCAUCAUUACGCCCACGUCGUGCAUGCCGCCCCGGCCGUACUCGCCUCGUACCAGUCCAACGCGUACGCUAGCGUGCCGGUGGCUACGAGCCACGUUUCCAGCGAAGCUUCUUAUCACGCAGCUCUUCCCGUUCACCAGGUCGUAGCACCGGUUGCUUACGCCAAGAUCGUGCCUGCCGCACCCCUCGGCGCUGACGGACGCGUCGUCGACACUCCCGAAGUCGCUCACGCCAAAGCCGCACACGCCGCUGCUCACGCACACGAAAAACUCAGUCACUCUCACGAGGAUUCCCACUAUUCUCAUUACGAAGUGCCCCAUGUUCAACUCGUUGCUUCUUACCCAAGCAAUUCUUACGCUUAUCACUAUUAAGUAGCUUCCGCAACCUACGCCAAAUGAUCUGCUUUGAGGACGCCUGAUAUGUAUCCGUCUUACGGACCCAAAAAAAUAUAAAAUAACUAUUGCCAUGA
Venturia canescens is the source of this 1521-nucleotide messenger RNA. RefSeq names its product histidine-rich protein PFHRP-II-like. NCBI's taxonomy places the organism in Eukaryota, Metazoa, Arthropoda, Insecta, Hymenoptera, Ichneumonidae. The transcript is spliced from 2 exons. Bases 773 to 1423 code for a protein of 216 amino acids. The record is from RefSeq and is a predicted model, not a curated record.